AUGACCGGUCUUUCAUCCAAAGUCAUCACUACCGGAGUCAGAUUGCUAGCUUCUCGACGAAACAGGACACUGGGAGUCUGCUCUGGAAUCCUCUACAAAGGUCCGGCGCAGCACCGAUGUCAGUCCACAAAGAAGCCCGCUGUCGCGGCUGUCAAGCGCCCAAACUCGAGGACUGAGUCAAGAUCGAAUGCUCAGGCUCCGGCGUCCCACAAACAGCCCACCGACUCUACAGACGAUAAGUUCUACAAGUACUACCUCUACGACAUGCCAAACAAGCCGUCCAAAAUCGAUCCUACCGGAGCAUGGCUCGAAUGGGCUGAAUUCGAUGCCGGAAAGUCAUCGCUGCCUGUACCUCUGCGCGAACGACCACUUGAAUUCUUCGACCCUCUCGGCGCUCCCACGUCUGGUUUGCUUGAUCUCUACACCGCGCAAUUGUGUUUGGAGAGAUACAUCGCAAAAACGGCUGUCGGUCGUUCGAAGGAGGACAUGCGGGAACAGUUUGCAAGCCCGAACGAUCUCCCGGGGACGCAAGCUCUAUCUUGGCUCCGACAAGACUAUGACAGAGCUGACCUGAGUGACAAUGUGGGCUUCCUUAGAGCGCUAGUCUACUGUCUAUCCGCCGAGGGCGGUGAGGAGCAGGUCUGGCGCUGGCUGGAACUCGAGCAUAACCCCGCUAUACUAUCGCACCAGCAGCAUUAG
This is a messenger RNA of Zymoseptoria tritici IPO323, 699 nucleotides long. RefSeq lists its product as uncharacterized. The record is from RefSeq and is a predicted model, not a curated record. Bases 1 to 699 code for a protein of 232 amino acids. NCBI's taxonomy places the organism in Eukaryota, Fungi, Ascomycota, Dothideomycetes, Mycosphaerellales, Mycosphaerellaceae. The transcript has a single exon.